CUCUAGCUCUAUUGAGAGAGGUGGAGCACCCAGAGAAAAAGUUCUGUCGGCUUCUCCAAUCUCUCUAGGGCUUCCGGGCGGUUCUCCUUAAAGUUUUGCUACACAAGCUUGCGGUGCCCAUUUUCUCAUUAAUUUCUUUGUCUCCUUCCAUUGAAAAUCCAUUUAAAGCCUCGUAGCAGCGAAAUAGGCUCAUUAAAACCUCUCCUUCUAUCUUCUCCGUCACUCUCGACCCGUCGCUUUUGUGUCCCUCCUAAUAAAGUACAACUCAUCCGUUCCUUUUGCCUUUCCCUUUCUCCUUUUAAUUCUUCACAUAGUUAGAUCGGGGUGGUUCCCUAAGCUGAGGUUGAAACGGGAUGCUAACUUGCAUCGCUUGUUCGAAGCAGCUCGACGUCGGAUCGCUCAAUGAGCCGGACGAUAACGAUGAUGCCGUAGCCGGCACACCGAGCACCCGCCAGGCCAUCAAGGCCCUCACGUCCCAGAUCAAGGACAUGGCCUUGAAGGCCUCGGGGGCUUACCGCCAUUGCAAGCCAUGCGCCGGAUCGACGCCUGGAAGGCGUUACGAGGACUCAUCUGUAUCUGCGUCGGGAUCGGAGCGGUUUCUGUAUUCUUACCGGCGCGCUUGUGCUGGCGGCAGGAGCUACGGAUCGACACCUGUUUUCCGGGGCCUGUCAAGCGACGAGGGGACGCCAUUGGAGAGAGGCCGGACUCAGUUAGCGGCAGCCGUGGUGGCGUCGUUCAUGGAGGAAGAGCCGAGGGAUUGGGUCGCCCAGGUCGAGCCCGGUGUUCUCAUUACCUUUCUGUCAUUGCCCCAGGGCGGGAACGAUCUCAAGAGGAUCCGCUUCAGCCGCGAGAUGUUCAACAAAAGGCAAGCCCAACAGUGGUGGGGUGAGAACUAUGACAAGGUGAUGGAGCUCUAUAAUGUGCAGGGGUUUAACCGCCAGGCUAUUGUUCUUCCAACUCCUCCCCGCUCAGAAGAUGAGAGUACCAAGAUGGAUUCAAUAGAAGACAGUCCAGUGACACCACCGCUGAGCAAGGAGCGUCUCCCUCGCAAUUUCCACCGUCCACUGAGCUGUAGCAGUGCUGCUUGUAUGGGCUAUUCCUCGUCAGACUCAUUGGAGCACCAUCCAACCCACCGUCAGCACCACUCCCAACAACAACAUAACCAUCAUUUUGGGAGGCAUGGCUAUGGUUCAGGUGGCUUAGCUUCAACGCCAAAGUUAUCUAGUAUUAGUGGAGCUAGGACAGAGACCUCAUCUAUGGAUGCAUCAGUGAGAACUUGUUCAUCACCAGAGGAUGCAGAUCAUUCUGGGGAGUUGUCAGCCUCAAUGAGCAAUGCAAGUGACCUGGAGCGAGAAUGGGUGGAGGAAGAUGAGCCUGGUGUUUACAUCACAAUUCGUGCUCUGCCAGGUGGCAUUAGGGAACUCCGUCGAGUUCGUUUCAGCCGCGAGAGGUUUGGUGAGAUGCAUGCCAGAUUGUGGUGGGAAGAAAAUAAAACAAGGAUACAUGAGCAAUAUCUCUGAAACAGUAAGGUUACAUAGAGUUCGUUUGGGACGGCUUUCUUUCUACUUCUUAAAGCAGCUUUCUAGUACAAAUAUUUAAAUUUUGUACAAAAAAAGCUGCUUUAAGAAGCAGAAAGAAAGCCGUCUCAAACGAAGCCUUAGUCAUCAAGGUGGACGGGGCCAAGCCAUCAAUUAAAUUGAGUUGGAUUUAUAUCAAGUUGUGCUGAUCUUUGCCAGUAAGUUUGCUCAAUGUUUUUAUUUGUUUACUUGCUUUUCCCCAUUUUUUCUUCUUUGAAAUUUGUUAGUUAUGCUGUAUUGGGGCUUUUCAUAUUUGGAAUGUAGAUUGUAGGUGAGAAGUUUGUUGAAUGAAAAGUAAUUAUAUUCCCUAUCAUUUCAUAUUAUCUUUUAUCAACUUGCAGUUGGAAUUAUUUAAAUGUCUCUUGUUUUGAUGAACCCGAAAUACAUUGUAGCAUUUAUGCACUAUAAAGAAGUAAAUUGAAGGGUUUUUUUUUC
Messenger RNA from Dendrobium catenatum, 2012 nucleotides. RefSeq names its product protein Brevis radix-like 1. Bases 354 to 1520 code for a protein of 388 amino acids. The record is from RefSeq and is a predicted model, not a curated record. Lineage: Eukaryota; Viridiplantae; Streptophyta; Magnoliopsida; Asparagales; Orchidaceae. The transcript has 5 exons.